This is a messenger RNA of Erigeron canadensis, 1619 nucleotides long. Its product is annotated as anthocyanidin 3-O-glucosyltransferase 2-like. The record is from RefSeq and is a predicted model, not a curated record. The transcript has a single exon. The coding region runs from base 138 to 1568 and encodes 476 amino acids. Gene Ontology annotation, molecular function: UDP-glycosyltransferase activity. NCBI's taxonomy places the organism in Eukaryota, Viridiplantae, Streptophyta, Magnoliopsida, Asterales, Asteraceae.
CCAUUUAGAUAAUUUGCCUGAAAGAGUUGAAUACCCAUUUGAACCCAACUCAACUUUAAAAAGAGAAUAUAAUUCUAAUCAAAUUAUUAUAAACAUUGCCCAAACCUCACCCAAAAAAGCCAUCAAUUGCAUUUGCAAUGGAGAAACUAGAAGUGUUCAUCAUUCCAACUCCACUAAUGGGACAUGCCGGUCAGCCUGUUGACUUGGCCAGGAUGUUAGUCAACCGAUUUCAUCAUAUCACGGCAACAAUACUCGUGAUGAAGCUCCCCGGUGACACAGUUGGUACCGAUUACACCGACUCAUUAACUUCUUCUCAAAAAAUAAACAACGAUCACCAUGAUCGAAUCAACUUCAUCCAUUUUCCUCCUAUGGAUAUUGACUUGUUUGCAGGUUUCCCACCAGUCAGCGCCUUGGCUGAUGAGGUCACCGAGCGCCAUAAGCCCAUUAUCAGAAACCUUGUGGCUAGUAGGUCCAAUGGGCCGGCUGUUCCUAGGCUUGGUGCAUUGAUCGUUGACAUGUUUUGUACUACAAUGUUAGAUGUUGGAAAAGAAUUUGGUAUUCCUAGUUAUGUGUUUUUUACAUCAAAUGCUGCUUUUCUUGGGAUCAUGUUACAUUUUCAGACCCUCCAUGAUGAACAGGAUCAGGAGAUAUCUGAGUUGGCUAACUCGAAUACCGAGUUAAUGAUCCCGAGCUAUGGGAGUCCAGUUCCUCCAGGUGUUCUGCCUUUUGUGCUGAUAGACAAGGAAUCAUGGUCUAAGAGGUUUCUUCGGCAUUCUAGAAAGUAUAGAGAAGCGAAAGGUAUAAUUGUCAAUACAUUUCAAGAGCUAGAACCUCAUGCCCUUCUUUCCUUUGAUGACAAAACACCUCCUGUCUACACAUUAGGCCCAAUGCUAAAACCCGAAAAAACAACAACAAACAGUGAGGUAUUGCAGUGGCUAGAUGGUCAACCAAAGUCAACGGUCCUGUUCUUAUGCUUCGGGUCUAGAGGAUGGUUCAAUGGGGAUCAAGUGAAAGAAUUAGCAAUUGCUAUAGAGAGAAGUGGAUACAGAUUCAUAUGGUCUUUACGCCGACCUCCUUCUGAAGACGUUAAAGGGUUCCCAGUGGACUAUACUGAUUACAACGAAGUCCUGCCAGACGGGUUCUUAGAACGAACGGCUAACAGGGGAAAAGUAGUUGGUUGGGUCCCUCAAACAGAACUGCUGGCUCACGUGGCAGUCGGAGGGUUUGUAUCACACUGUGGGUGGAAUUCCAUACUAGAAAGCCUUUGGUAUGGAGUUCCAAUAGCCACAUGGCCAAUGUAUGCAGAGCAACAAUUAGAUGCACUUCAGUUGGUUAAAGAAUUAGGAUUGGCAGUUGAAAUCUGUUUGGAUUAUCAAAAACUGAACAAGAAUCAACGUUUGAUAUCAGCCAGCGACAUUGAGAAAGGAAUAAGAGCUGUGAUGGACAGCAAUAGUACGGUUCGAGCAAAUGUGACAGAAAUGAAAGCCAAGAGCCGAAUGGCACUAGAAGAAGGCGGUUCAUCGUCUGCUAGUUUGAAACGUUUUGUUGAUGAUUUCAUGUACAUGUAACUAGCUAGCUUGCAUAAUAAAAUCGCUAAUAAACAUAAUAAAUUAAUUCCA